ACUCUUCGAUACCUCUUCGUCAUCAAGAGAAUAGCUCAACAGCGAAUGCUACCUCGUUUCCUCACUACUGCUGCCACUACUACAACACUACUUCGACAAACGAUCAACAAGAUGGCUCCUGUUACCCACAUCGUCGGCUUCCGCUUCAAACCUACCGUCUCGGAGGAAGACAAGCAGAGGUUGAUCAGGGAGAUGGUCGGGUUGAGGAAGAAUUGCGUCAAGGAGGAUGGAAAGCCGUACAUCUUGUCCCUGACCGGCGGCCCUCAAUCUUCCCCGGAGAAAGCUUUUGCGACCCCGCACGACCUCGUCUUCCACGUCCUCUUCGCCUCCGCAGCCGAUAGGGACUAUUACUUACAGAAGGAUCAGGCGCACAAGAAGUUUGGGGGGGAGACGGCGGCGAAGUUGUUGGAUGGUGAGAAUGGGGGGGUGGUCGUUCUGGAUUUCGAGCAUGUUUUGGAAGGUUGAGACGCGCGAGGAAGUCGGGGUUGGGCAUAUUCGAACUCGAAAGUUGUGAACCUCGAACCUACCUUUCUUCACGGUUGUAUCCUGUUCUUGUCUUCAU
Filobasidium floriforme is the source of this 562-nucleotide messenger RNA. Its product is annotated as stress responsive A/B barrel domain-containing protein. Bases 46 to 465 code for a protein of 139 amino acids. Lineage: Eukaryota; Fungi; Basidiomycota; Tremellomycetes; Filobasidiales; Filobasidiaceae. The transcript is spliced from 3 exons. The record is from RefSeq and is a predicted model, not a curated record.